This is a messenger RNA of Zingiber officinale, 1241 nucleotides long. RefSeq names its product 2-oxoglutarate-dependent dioxygenase 19-like. The transcript is spliced from 4 exons. The record is from RefSeq and is a predicted model, not a curated record. Lineage: Eukaryota; Viridiplantae; Streptophyta; Magnoliopsida; Zingiberales; Zingiberaceae. The coding region runs from base 80 to 1147 and encodes 355 amino acids.
GUGGCUGUGGCUGUGGCAGUGACACCUCAAACUUCACCCACUACCUCAGCCACCGGCAAGCAAGCCCCAUCCCUCUCUCAUGGCCGCAGAUCUCCCAAACUCCGUUAAACAACUCUCCGAUUCCGGCGCCUUCUCCUCCCUCCCUCUCCAAUUAUACGCCUCUCGAGAUCCCACCGCCCCCUCCGACGUCGACGCCACUCUCGAGCCCCAAAUCCCGACCAUCGACCUCUCCCUCCUCACCGGAGCAACUCCCCGCGAACGCGCUCGCAUGGUCCAACGGCUCGGCCGAGCCUGCCAAGACUGGGGCUUCUUCAUGGUGGUCAAUCAUGGCGUGCCGGAGGGGCUGCGGCAGGCGAUGCUGGAGGCGGCCAAGAAGUUCUUUGACCUGGAGGAAGAGGACAAGGCGGAGCUCCGCGGCGAAAAUGUCUUGGAUCCCAUCCGAUACGGCACCAGCUUCAACCCCAAGGCAGAGGUCGGCGUCCGGUAUUGGAGAGACUUCCUCAAGCUGGCCGUGCACCCAGACUUCCAUUCUCCGGCGAAGCCACUUUGUUUCAGCGAUGUAUUACGCGAUUACGCAACUUGCACGAGGAGAGUGGGCAUGGAGCUGCUCAAAGGCAUAUGGGAAAGCUUGGAGUUGGAAGAGAACGACAUGAACAAGGCCUUGAAGCUCGACUCAUGCUUCCAAGUCUUCGUUGCCAACUUGUACCCUCCCUGCCCACAGCCAGAGCUCGUCUUCGGCCUUCCUCCUCACUCCGACCUUGGCCUGCUCACGCUCCUCCACCAGAACGGCGUGGACGGCCUCGACGUCGAGCACGGAGGCAAGUGGGUACACGUCAAACCCCUCCCCGGCUCCUUCCUCGUGAACGCCGGCGAUCACAUGCAGAUUGUUACCAAUGGGAGAUACAAGAGCGCGCUGCACCGAGCCAUGGCCAACGGCAAGAGCACAAGGGUGUCGGUGCUGACGGUCGUGGGGCCUUCCCUGGACACGGUGGUGGAGCCGGUGGCUGCUCUGGUUAGCUCGGAGAGGCCGGCCAUGUACAGGGGAUGGAGCUACAGGCAGUUUCUGGAGUGCCAUCAGGGGAAUCAGCUCAAAGAGAAGGCUGUGUUGGAACUACUGCGAUGUAGAGAUCAUGAAGAUGUAAUUUAACUUGUAGUAAUAAUGCUUAUGAUCAAAUACCAUGGAUGGUCAAAUCAUCAACUUGUUGACAUAUGCUUUCUCUCAAGACUGUUGAUGACUGAAA